Molecule: messenger RNA, 3723 nt
Organism: Platichthys flesus (European flounder)
Lineage: Eukaryota; Metazoa; Chordata; Actinopteri; Pleuronectiformes; Pleuronectidae
Gene: klc3
Product: kinesin light chain 3
Exons: 14
Coding region: 244-1785 (513 amino acids)
Biological process (GO): axo-dendritic transport
Cellular component (GO): kinesin complex; membrane-bounded organelle; cytoplasm
Molecular function (GO): kinesin binding
Source: RefSeq, a predicted model, not a curated record
GCGGCAGCAGCACUGACAGGAGUCGGCAGGUGAAUGAUUCUCACUUUAAUUCUUCAUGUUCCACUGAACUGAAGGAAAUCACCCGAGAGCAGCCGCCGCCGAGCGACAUGCGUGUGCGUGUGCGUGUGUGACAAGUUCAAACUGCAACCACCGCAGCUCAGAGGGGACAAAAAGACCCGGGUCAACACGCCGCUGCAGACUUAGCAGGUCAGUUGUGAGAGGAGGAUCCUCAGUGGUGUAGCCAUGUUGCCGGCGGAGGAGAUUCUGUGUAACACGCAGCAGGUGAUCGCAGGGCUGGAGGCUCUCAGAGGAGAGAACCGCAGUCUGCUGGGGAGCUUGCAGGAGGCGAUGGAGAGCCGCUCUGCUUCAGAGAGCGGCAGCGUGGAGCAGGAGAAGAGCGGCAUCAUCCGUCAGUCACUGGAGAGGAUAGAGCUGGGGCUGAGCGAGGCACAGGUGAUGAUGGCGUUGUCGGCUCACCUGGGAUCCCUGGAGGCCGAGAAACAGAAGCUGCGAGCUCAGGUGCGUCGUCUCUGUCAGGAGAACCAGUGGCUGAGGGAUGAGCUGGCCGGUGCUCAGCAGCGGCUGCAGGACAGAGAGCAGGAGGUCGUGACCCUGGAGGAGCAGAACAGACAUCUGCAGUUCAUGUCGUCCAUACGCAAGUACGACCUGGAGGAGCCUCACCUGGAUGACAAAGACACAUCCUCCAACAAAGAGUCUCUGGAUGAUCUAUUUCCCACUGAUGAUGAGGAACCGUCCCAGAUGUCCCAGCCUCACCACAGCAGUGCAGCCGCUGCAGCCCAGCAGGGCGGCUACGAGAUCCCCGCCCGCCUCCGAACGCUCCACAACCUGGUCAUCCAGUACGCCUCCCAGGGCCGGUACGAGGUCGCCGUGCCGCUCUGCAAACAGGCUUUGGAAGACCUGGAGAAGUCGUCAGGCCACACGCACCCAGAUGUCGCCACCAUGCUGAAUAUACUGGCGCUGGUUUAUAGAGACCAGAACAAAUACAAAGAAGCAGCCAGUCUGUUGAACGAUGCGCUGGCGAUCAGGGAGAAAACUCUGGGGAUGGACCAUCCAGCUGUGGCUGCAACACUCAACAACCUGGCAGUGCUCUAUGGGAAAAGAGGGAAAUACAAGGAAGCAGAGCCGCUUUGUAAACGAGCUCUGGAGAUCCGGGAGAAGGUUCUAGGUGUAGACCACCCAGAUGUGGCCAAGCAGCUGAACAACCUGGCGCUGCUGUGUCAGAACCAGGGGAAGUACCAGGAGGUGGAGCUGUACUACGAACGAGCUCUGCACAUUUACCAAAGCAAACUGGGACCAGACGACGCCAACGUGGCAAAGACCAAGAACAACCUGGCCUCCUGUUAUCUCAAACAGGGGAAAUACAGACAAGCUGAGGCUCUUUACAAAGAGAUCCUGACCCGGGCACAUGAAAAGGAGUUUGGAUCAGUAGAAGGGGAAGGUCGUCCCAGCUGGUCCGGAGCAGAGGACACUGGACCCAGACCGGACGGACUCAGUAACCUGAAGCGCAGCGGCUCCUUCACCAAGCUCCGAGAGUCGAUACGCAGAAGCAGUGAGAAACUGGUCCGCAAGCUAAGAGGAGUGGAGCUGGAGGAAACCACCCCGAGGAAUGCUGGGAUGAAGAGAGCCAACUCUCUGAAUGUGCUGAACGUUGGAGCCAGAGAGAGUCAGGAUUGUGCAGAGUCGAGCCGUUUGACAGAUAACCGAGGCCUGAGCUCCAGCACGCUGAGUCUGACGAGACGAGGCUCACUCGGGGGGACCAGCUAACACACACACACACACACACACACACACACACACACACACACACACACACACACACACACACACACACACACACACACACACACACACAAUUCCCCUUUUUUACCUGAGGGGAACAGAGAGAAACUUAACGACCACACCUUCACAGAUUUACAUUACAUAUUUCCUUCCUGUUAUCUUGACAUUGACGUAUUCCUUCACGUAAUGUAGAUUUAAAAUCAACGCAGUUUCUUUCUUUCUUUCUACUCAGAAAUUUAAAAGUUCAGAAACUCGUUUGUUAAAAAAAUAAAGACUUUUUUAACAUAUUGACUUUAACAAUGUAAACACUUUAACACUUUAAAGUUCCAGUAAUCUGUUGUUAAGAAGUCGAGGUUGUGUCCUUCCUGCUGGUUUCGCCUUUUCAGGAACAUUUUACUCUGAUGAAACGGAGAAAGGGUAUUUUACGUUUACAUUUUUUUUUUUUUUAAGCUUAAGAGGUUUAUUGAAAUGAGGCUUAUCAUUUUUAAAAACUUUGUUUUUGAGGAUCACAGGGACGUAAACAUAUUUUUGCACAAUGAUCAAAUUGUGUUUGUGGAAAUUUUAAUGUGACAUUUGGUUUACGAGGGCAAAGUUUAUACCGUUAAAGAAAUGUUUAAAUAAGAGAAAUGCUUUUGCCUUUUAAAUGUGCAGGUCAUUGAAUUAAUAUUUAAUACUUCCAGAUGAUAAUUAUAAAAACAGAAAUGAGGUAUUUUAGCUGCUUUGCACCACAUUCCACUUCUGUCAUUCCAUUUUAUGAAACUUAAGAAACCCUACACCAGCUCUUGCACAUAUCUGACUUGAAUCGAAUCCAUGGGGAAGUGGCGUCGGACUUUUGGACACUAACCGUAGAAUAUCAGUCAAUAAGUCUUUUUUGUUCACACGCCUCAAUAUUCAGAAAAUUAUGAAUUUUACCAUUUUAUACAUGUGAAUUUUUAAAAUCAUUUCAAUUUCUAUAAUGUUCAGAACAUAGUUUCAUGCUACAUGAAUUCCCAAAGUAAUUGUGUGCCUGAGUCACUGUGUCUACCUGCUGCACCCACUGAUUUCUUGGGGGCAGUGAAAAGUUGUGAACAAAGUUUCCAUAUCAUCAAUGUUUAAGUUGAUAUUGUGAACUUGUUAAAAAAAACAGUUGCUUAAUCUGACGUGAAACAGUAACAGACCAACUUAAACAUUUGUUCAGAGUCAUGUUUGUGGCCGUCAUGUGACAGAUAAAAGAAGCUGAGGUGCGAGAGAACUGGAAACACGAGCUGGAACAAGAGAAAGCUCAACGUCCGCAGGGCUGCAGGUUUACCUGAGAAUUCUCAGUAGCUUUGAAUUAAGCCACUUUAACUCUUUCAUCUUGUAAUUUUACAUUUAUGCUCAUUCACUGAAAUGCCUGAAAUCCACGAUGCAUGAAGUCACUAAUAUUAACCGGAAAUAGCUUUUAAUAUGAUUUAUUUGUGCUAUUUAAUUUGUUGUAGAGAGAAUUACUUGAACUAAUAACAUUCGACUCAGUCUUGAUUCAAUUCUUACAUCAACACUGCUUCUUCCAUUUUAUGUUAAUGCAGGUAGAACAAUAACUAAUUCCACACAUUAACUCUCAGGAAUGUUGAAGUUUGAAACAGAUGCAACAAAAUGCUAACCCUAACCCUAACCCUCAAUCACUUUCCAUGGUUGAGAACGACUGAUUGUACAUUUGCUGUGGUAGAAGAGAAGACUGCUGAUUGUUGCAAGGGCUAAAACCUGCACUAUGUAGUUACUGUGGUAAUUACUGUCUGUUACAAUCUAUAUGAAGCACUUAUGUUUGAUACAAAUUUAAUUGGAAAAACUAUGUAGAAGAUUGAAACAUCUCUUCUGAUGCUGUGUUUAUUCUGGUGAAUAUGAAUGUUUGUAUUUUAUAUUUGCAAACUUGAGCUGAAAUAAAUGACAAGAUGUUAAACCUUCGUA